Molecule: messenger RNA, 2092 nt
Organism: Dichomitus squalens LYAD-421 SS1
Lineage: Eukaryota; Fungi; Basidiomycota; Agaricomycetes; Polyporales; Polyporaceae
Product: P-loop containing nucleoside triphosphate hydrolase protein
Exons: 16
Coding region: 28-1905 (625 amino acids)
Biological process (GO): translational elongation
Molecular function (GO): GTPase activity; GTP binding; translation elongation factor activity
Source: RefSeq, a predicted model, not a curated record
CCCUCAUACGCAUACAACACUGGCGCCAUGACCAGCUUACGAACAUUCCAAACCGAGAUAGACGAGAUAUCGCACCGCGAGGUCGCGAAGCAGCGCGCCCACGCCACGGCUGAGCGGGCGAAGCUGGAGAAGGACGCGAAGAAGCCGACGGCGGCCAAAGCGCAUGCGCGGAAAGAGAGCAACACGACUGAAGUAGUCGAGCCAGCACCCAAAGAGCCAAUAGGGCCCGCCGGGGCUGGCAAUGGAGAUGCAGCGAUGUCGGAUAUCGAUGAGCAGCUCCAGACGUUGUUGUUGUCGCGAAUACCAGAGAACAUCGAGACGGCGCGGAACCUGAUCGCAUCGUUACUCACACGGAACUUCGGCGAGUACGUCUUCCGAAUAGGUGCGCACCCGCCGAACGCUAGGCUAUUCGCUGGGCAGCCUGCGACGGAGGAGGCAUCAUGCCAGGGGACGCGAAGAACUGCGGAAGAGCUCGACAUCAUUAUUGCGGAGACGACGACGGUGGUGGAUGAGGUCGGAGGGAAGACGUCGGUACUAUUCGACACGAGGGCCGACUCUCCGAGGGCCGUGCUGUUGUUACGAUUACCCCCGCGCGACGUCGCUUCGACGCCCGAGGUGCGGUGCGCUGUGGUGGGCAAUGUGGACAGCGGGAAAUCAACUACAUUAGGUGUCUUGACGCGAGGCCAAUUAGACGACGGUAGAGGGCGCGCACGAGUGAGUUUGUUCAGACAUAAACAUGAAAUAGAAAGCGGGAGAACCUCGAGCGUGGGUAUGGAGAUUCUGGGCUUCGGACCUACCGGCAAGCCUAUCUUGCCCAACACAGCCCACUCCAACGACCCUGAGGUCAUCCGACACGAAAAGAUGGGGUGGGAGGAAAUCUCAAUACAAGCCUCCAAGAUCAUCUCCUUCAGUGACCUCGCUGGGCACGAGCGAUAUCUCAAGACCACAUUAUACGGCUUGACGUCAGGUUCCCCUUCUUGCGUCAUCCUGAUAGUCGGCGGUAACGCAGGACUCAUUGGCAUGUCCAAAGAGCAUCUUGCUAUCGCAUUAGCGUUGAGCGUGCCUGUGGUGGUAUGCAUCACGAAGAUUGAUAUGACUCCGCCAAAUGUGCUUGCGAAGACGGUGGAGCAAGUAUCCAAGAUCCUGCGCAGUCCAGGAUGCAGGAAAACUCCGGUAUUCGUGAAGUCGAUGGAGGCUGCCGUUACGGUCGCCCAGCUGUUCGGGAAGGAGCGAUUAGCUCCCGUAUUCCAGACCUCGAACGUCACCGGGGAGGGUCUAGACUUCCUGCGCACCUUUUUGAACCUACUCCCCGCCAGCGAGGGCGACCACGAGAAGUUCUUGACCGACCAACCCCUCGAGUACUCGAUAACAGAAGUGUACUCCGUGCCCUACGUCGGCACCGUCGUCGAUGGCAUCCUCAACUCGGGCACGGUCAAGUCGGGCGACGUAGUUCUCUUCGGGCCCGACUCGAACGGCAACUUCCACAACACCGUGAUCAAGUCCAUCGAGCGCAAGCGGGCGCGGGUGGCAUCCGCCGAGGCAGGACAGUGCGUGUCAUUAGCGCUGAAGCGGGUGCGAAGAGCGGACAUCCGGAAGGGGAUGGUGCUCGUGCACAAGACCGAUGCCCCGCCCAAAGCUGUGAGGCAGUUCGAGGGCCAGGUGCUCAUUCUCUACCACAACACUACCUUGCAGCGGAACUACCAGGCGAUGCUGCACUGCGGGGCUGUGCGCCAGACGGUACGAAUAGUGUCGAUGGACCAUCCACAGGGCAUCCUGCGUACCGGGGAUCGCGCGACGGUCACGUUCGAGUUCAUCUCGCGGCCCGAGUUCAUCAAAGAGGGCAUGAAGCUACUUUUCAGAGAGGGAAAGACCAAGGGCCUCGGGGUGAUCACCCGAUUGUUGUGAAAGGGGGCGAGCAGAGACCUGUUGUCGUCGGCCGUAGGACGCAUACUUGCGUGCCUGUCGUUGUAUUUUCGGAGUCGGAACGUCGCGACGAGGCGUUGCGUUGUAUGUAGCAUAAUACAUGUGAGUGUACUACGGAGUUCACAGACCUCAUCGAGGCUGUAACCCCUACUAUAUCUCGAUGGCCAGC